UCCAUUUUAUCUGAAUCCAAAAAUUGCUAUUUAAUAAUGAAUUUAUAAAUUAUUAUAUAAAUAAAAAAUGGCAGAAGUAAAUCAUGAAAAUAGUAAUAGAUUUAAAACAAAAUCUAUUGAUCAUUCAGAAACAGAAUGUUGCAAAAAUUGUGAACAUUUAUGUGAUCCAUAUACUAAACCAGCAUUAUGUUGUAAUGAAUGUUCAGGAAAGAUUCAUAUUGAAUGUUUAAAACGAGGAAGUGUUCCAGCAUCAUUUGUAGGAGAUGUAUUUUUUGAUUUAACUUGUUCUCAUUGUAGUCCUUUUGGUGAAGAAACAGUAAUACGCAAUAGAAUGCCUUGGCUUAAUGUCAUUAUAUUAACAUUAUAUAAUUUACGUGAAAAAUCAAGUGGUAUUAGCAAAAGAGGAUAUUUUCAUUGGAAAUCUGACAUUAGUACAUUUGUUGAUCGUAAUUGGGACUUUUUAUUUAAGAAGACAGUUAAAAGAAAAAAGAAUUGGAUUGGUACAAUAUCUGGAACUCUUUCUCAUUAUAGUGGAAUUUUUUUUAAAUCAGGAACAAUAGAAUUAGGAGAAUCAGGAUGGUGGAGAUUAAUAGAUAAUGAUCCACCUGAAGUUCUUAUUGCUAAAAAUGAAAAAAUGAUAUUAGAUCGUAAAAAACAAGUUAAUAAUCAAAUAAAAAUAGCAAAUAAAUUACACAAUAGUCCAACUCCAUCUGAGUCAAGUAUUUCAGUUGGAGAAGAUAAUGGUUAUGGAAAUGGAUUAUUAAAAAAUCAAGAAUAUAUUACAUAUUCACAAACAGAUGUUCAAUCUGAUAAAACAUUAUUUGAUCUUUUGCUUGAAGAAGAUGAGUUAAAUAAUUUAGAGAUUGAAGAUGAUAUGAUGUCUACUGAACAAAGUGAUACACCAUCAUUGUCUGAUUUAAUAAGAGAUUGUCAAUAUCAGACUAAUAAUUUCCAUUUUUCACAAUUACUGGAUGAUUUUACAUCUGAAUGGACAUCCACUACAGAUACUGUAUCAGAAAAUCUUAAUAAUAUCAAAACAGAUCAGAUAAAGGAAGAUGAAGAAGAACAUUAUGAAGAAGAUAGUAAUGAUAGUUUAAGUUCUGUGCAAGAACAGUUACCAGUUUCUUUAUUUAAAACUACACAACAACGUCCAUGGCCCUGGCAAAGAAAUUAUAAUAUUAAAGAAAAAAUUCCACGUAUGACACAUCAACAAGAAACAUAUUUAUUACAACAAGUUAAUAAAUCAACUCUAAAUUGUGCAUCUUCAGAAAUCAGACGAUUUUAUCGAAAAAUAGCUGUAAGAAAAUUAAAACGCGAAUAUGGUUUACCACUACUGGAUAUCGAUAAUUUUGGCUGUAAAGCAGAAAUACUUGAUAAACCUUUAAAAGAUUCUGGCCGAGUUUUGGAUCGAUUUUUUGGCGAUGAUUUAAGUUCGUUUGAACAAAGAUUACAGGGAUAUAAUGAACCCACAUCUGUACAUAGUCCAUAUACAAAUAGACUUUUGAAACCAUUCAUAAGAAGAGACACUUCAUGUCAUCCUUUAUGGUUGAAAGUAAUGGAAGAGCUUCGUAUUAAAGUCAAUAAAUCUAAUCCAAAAUGGAAAACGCCACCAAUAGCACCAAUUGAUUAUUCUUAUGUGAGACCACAACACAUUCCCGCAAUUAAUAGCUUAUGCAAUCAAUUUUUCUGGCCUGGUAUUGAUUUGACAGAAUGUUUGCAAUAUCCUGACUUCACAUGUGUGGUUUUAUAUAAAAAGUUAGUCAUAGGAUUUGCAAUUUUAGUUCCUGAUGUUAGUUAUAAUGAAGCUUAUAUAUCAUUUUUUUUAACUCGUCCCGAAUGGCGUAAAUCUGGUAUAGGAACAUUUAUGUUGUAUCAUUUAAUUCAAACGUGUAUGGGCAAAGAUGUUACGUUACAUGUUUCAGCUACUAAUCCAGCAUUAAUUUUAUAUCAGAAAUUUGGUUUCAAAGUGGAAGAAUUUGUUCAAGAUUUUUAUGACAAAUAUAUGCCACCAAAUUCACGAGAAUGUAGACAUGCAUUAUUUUUACGAUUGAGUAGAUAAAUUUAAUAAUGUAUAUCAUACAGCAAAUGUACAUAAUAUUUAUUAAAUUAAUUUGAAUUUUUUGUAAUGA
Messenger RNA from Apis laboriosa (Himalayan honeybee), 2129 nucleotides. It is a transcript of the gene Atac2, whose product is annotated as cysteine-rich protein 2-binding protein. The record is from RefSeq and is a predicted model, not a curated record. The transcript is spliced from 6 exons. Gene Ontology annotation, molecular function: acyltransferase activity, transferring groups other than amino-acyl groups. NCBI's taxonomy places the organism in Eukaryota, Metazoa, Arthropoda, Insecta, Hymenoptera, Apidae. Bases 68 to 2059 code for a protein of 663 amino acids.